CGGUGAAUCAUGUGGUUAGGUUUGCAGAGCUAUUCAUAGGUGGCGUCGCAGAUCAGUUACUCACAUAGUUAGGUUUUCAAAGGUGUUGUCGUUUCAAACGGUUUAGUGUGAUUAUAAGUUUAAUUAUUUGUAUAAUAAUGGCUGAUUUAAAUAAAGCUGGACCUUCAGGCGUAAAAAGACGUAAGACCGUGAAAGUGAGAAAUGAAAAAAAUCUGAGUGUUGAGGAAUUGAUGCAGUUUUUAUAUAAUUCAGACUCAGAUGAAGAUUAUGAAGACUCUGAUGUAGAUAACUUUGAAAUUGAAAAUGUUUCGGAAGACUCUUCUGGAAGUGAUACUGAGGAUGAUGUACUACAGAACGAGUUAAAUAAUACCGUUGCAGAUAAUCCUGACGUACAGAUUACAGACAAUGAAUGGACCGAAACAACUAGCGGUAUGAAACAAAUUCCAUUUACAAAAAGAAGUGGAUUGUUAGUCGAUAGUCCUGGUGAUAGUGCGUACGAUUGGUUUAGGCUGUUGUUUGACGAUGAACUUUUAAAUAUGAUUGUCUUACAAACUAACAGUUAUGCAGUUGAAGUUCUUUCUACCAGCAAAGGAUGUGACCGUUCAAGGAUUUCCCUAUGGAAGGAAUUAACAAUAUCGGAAUUGCUAAUAUUUAUUGGAUUAACCUUCCAUACAGGAACAAUCCAAUUGCCUAGCAUACAAGACUACUGGAAGAAAAAUAGAUUAUUUUCGACUUGUUUUUCUUCAUACAUGAGUAGAGACCGCUAUUUGCUUAUAAUGCGAUGCCUUCAUUUUGCCGAAAAUGUAAAAGAAAAUGAACCAGUUCCAGUAGAUCGACUAUAUAAGGUAAGACCCUUGCUAGAUCAUUUUAAUAACAAAAUGAAGACGGUAUACUAUCCAGGAAAGUAUUUUAGGUCUGGAUCCCGCGUAUGAAAAAAAAGUUGAUUA
Messenger RNA from Diabrotica virgifera virgifera (western corn rootworm), 947 nucleotides. RefSeq names its product piggyBac transposable element-derived protein 4-like. The record is from RefSeq and is a predicted model, not a curated record. The transcript has 2 exons. NCBI's taxonomy places the organism in Eukaryota, Metazoa, Arthropoda, Insecta, Coleoptera, Chrysomelidae. The coding region runs from base 138 to 932 and encodes 264 amino acids.